UACGUUAGUUUCUUCUGUGCUGUUUGUUAGGCAGGUUGUUGGGGCAGUCGGCUAGCUAACAGCGGAUUAGACUACUUCAAGUAAUUAUGACACAUAAAUAUGUUAAAGAAAAGAUUGGUGGCCCUGUUUUUUACCUGCUCGAAGCUGCGUUUUCUCUUCGGAUGAAAGCAGCCGAGACGUCAGCGUCGCAUUCUCUCCAAAUAGCUACAACAGAGGUUUGUAGCUGCCUGCUAAUGUUCGCUAACGUUAACUAAAAUUGAGAACAACGUGGCCCACUUUUCUAGCUGCGUUAUAAAUUUCGUAUCCAGUCGUGUGUUGUGAAUAUGGAAGACAUUGAAGAAGAUUUAAUAGAGCAGGAACAACCCAACAUCAGCGGCAAACCCUUCAAUGUUCCCUUUCGAUCAACUCGGUUGCACAUCCAGCGAAGUAAUGUUUGCUCUCGGGCGUAUUUCGUUGUGGUCAUGGUCUUUUUCCAUGUUUACAUUCUUAAUGUCAUCGCCCUGCUACUCUACGUGCACUACAACAACGGUCCGGGUGAUUUAGUUAGAGGGGACGGGGAAUCAUCCGCUACAGUCAGCGGCAGCAGAAGCAGUUUGCCCCAAGCUGCUCCAUCGACGAGAGAGCUACGUGUGGAGGACUACAGUCAAAGUUUCAGUCUGCAUCGCAUGGAGGGGAUACGGGUUGGACAUGUUCAACGGGUGUCCAUUGUACCAGACAGAACACAUGAGAUGAGGACGCUCAGCCUAAAGCCUCUGCUUUUUGAGAUCCCCGGGUUCCUGUCAGAAGAGGAGUGCCGUGUGGUGGUGCAGCUGGCUCAGCUCAAAGGUCUGAUGGACAGCCAGUCAUCAAUGCCUAGCCAGGGUCAAGAGGAGUCAAACCAACCAUUACUUUCUCUCAGCUCAGAGGAGGUCUUCAGUCUGCUGGACCUGAACCAAGAUGGGUUCCUUCAGAAAGAAGAGAUUUUGAGUCAUUCACGUUCUCAAGAUGGAACCUGGUUGAGCCCCGAAAGCUUACGGCAAAUGCUGGCUGGUCUGGAAGCCUGUCCCACAGGAACGCUGACACUGGGUGACUUCAGGCGGGUUUACGACGUGUCCCAGCGCCCACAACAACAGAGAAGUGGGAAGCUCCAUAGCCACUUCAAACAAAGAAACAGGCAUACGUGGCUUUAUCAAGGAUCAGGAUCUCACCGUGUGCUGCAGACGCUCAGGAAAAGAGUAAUCGGUCUGACACAUCUGCCCUCUUCACUGGUCGAGCUGAGCGAACCGCUGCAGGUUAUUCGUUACGAGCACGGAGACUUCAGCAGUGCUCACUAUGACAGCAGCUCCUCCCACCCAGAGACCACCUGUACACACACACGCUUGGCAGGAAACGCAUCUGCUCUCACUGAGGUCUCCUGCAGGUAUCUGACUGUGUCAUUGUACCUUAGCUCUGUGGAGGAUGGUGGUGAAAUCACAUUUCCUGUGGCAGACAAUCGUACUUAUGAUGAGCAGGCACUGGUUCAGGAGGGAGUGGAUUUGACCGACACACAACAGACAUGUGGCAAAGGGAAUCUGAGAAUGAAGCCCACCACUGCAACAGCUCUCCUCUGGUAUAACCAUCUCUCUGAUGGGAGAGGUUGGAUGGGAGAGUUAGAUGAGUUUUCUUUGCACGGUGACUGCCCAGUCAGGCGAGGAGUGAAGUGGGUGGCCAACAGCUGGGUAAAUGUGGACCCGGAUUACCAGCAGCAGGCCCGCUACCAAAGACUAGUAGCAUCACAAAGGCAUCAAACUAAGGCUGCCAUGGAAGACCAAUACUACUCCCUCUCACACAGCGACCUCCACCUGGAUCUAUAGCCAGGACUUUGGUUGGUGCAACUUUGCAACCCAGAUUUUAAACUGAGGCUUUGAUUUUAGUGAGGGCUGCUUGGUAUGUACGCUGUCUCACAUGCAACACUUUUCUGUGCAGAAGUCUUGACCUGCCCUCAUUUUUCAGAUGUUCUUGUUUAGGGCUGCACGAUAUUAGGAAAACCUGCGAUAUGCGAUAACAGUGAUUAAUAUUGCGAAUGCGAUGACGAUAUUACUUGCGAUAAAUAAAAACUUAACACAAAAAAUUACCAAAAAAUAUCAUAAAAGUGAGAAAAGCAAAAGAUGUGAGGAAGGGAAAUAAAACAAUGAACAAGAAAAGGCAAUCGGUGGAUCCCGGGAAAAGCAGAAUCAGCAGAAAGAGCUGAACAAAGCUAAUUCAGGUGUUUGCCAACCAUCAAAAUGAAGUGCCGUCCACCUCGGGGGCGGGCAUCUAACCUAUUGGCCCGACGGGUGAAGAGCUCUUAUUUGAUUUGUUAAACAUCGUGCUUCCAUUUGAUUAACAGAAUGCAUUAUACGUAGCAAACAUUUGAGCUGACCAUGAUAUUUAUCUGUUCUUUGCGAUAUGCAUAUUGCGCUUCCUGAUAUCGCGAUAACGAUAUACUUGCAAUAUAUUGUGCAGCCCUUUUCUUGUUAAAGAGCCAGAUUUUCAUUUUAAAGUAAUUGUGACCAACUGUUCUUGGGCUGUCUCAUAGUGUUAGAACAGUAUUUCUAGAUAUUUAUUCAUUUGUUCACUUGAAAUAGUCUCUCCGGUUCUCUUUCUUUUGAUGCAUCAACAAAAAAGGCCAAAGAUAACUGAUUUGGAUGUGUAAAAAAUAAAAAUAAUAAGGAAGUAUAAAAUGGUAUCGCUCUAGGAACAUAUAAAUGGAUCCACUGAAAGAUGACGUGUCUGAACUGUGUCAGAUUUAUGCUUACCGGUAAUUUUUUAUUUUUUUUAUUUUGUCAUUUUGUGUCUAGUACAUGUUUAGUUUGCUCAAAUUCCUAAACACACACACACACACACGUGAGAAAAGCACAACCAUUUUUGGGUGGAAGUUGAAAAAUGGUUUUGAACCCCUGGAAAAGUACAAUCCAUGACAACUCGAGACCAAAACCAACAAAAAAUACAUCAAAUAUAAAAACUGGGGAGACUAAUUCUUUUCUUUAGAAAUGUAAAACUGGUUCUGAAUGAUAUAAAUAUCUGAACAAUGUGAGAAGACGUUUAAAAGAUGCAGGCAUGUGUUUGAUUAACUGCUCGUCGUUAUUUAUUCUACAGGAUUACGGCUUUUGCUUUAAUCAAGCCGUGUCACAAUACCUGUGUGAGAAUGUAAUGAAGCUUUUAGAAGAUUCUCCAUGUUGGCUCAGUCCUUCGUUUUUGUUUAUUUUUGUUCAUAGAAUUAUUUAAAGAUGUUAUUAAGCCGAAUAGAAACAAACAAAGACUGGAAAAUAACUGUCAAAUCUGCACCUCAGGAGAAAUUAAAUAUUAAGUUAUUGGUUUUAAAACUUUAUAUCUUCACAUUAUAUUUAUUGUCUGAGACUAUUUAUUUGAGUGUUGUUUAUUUCAAUCAUUUAUUCAUUUUUAAGCAUGUGUAUUCAUUAAUGCUUGAUGUUGCACUAAAUUUGUAACUAUUAUUGUAUUUGCUGUGUGUUAAGAUUAAUGUGUAAAGCUGUUUCAUUAUUGGUGGAGUGUAUUUAUUCAUUUGUUGCUGUUAAUGCACUUGGCUACCACUAGAUGAACACUGAACACCAUCACUGUUUUUAGUAGCUCUGGAUUGAUUAUUUAAUUUACAGCUAAUGCAUGAUAAUAUUUAUUAAAAGAAACAACCUGCAAAACUCA
Messenger RNA from Nothobranchius furzeri (turquoise killifish), 3657 nucleotides. RefSeq names its product transmembrane prolyl 4-hydroxylase. NCBI's taxonomy places the organism in Eukaryota, Metazoa, Chordata, Actinopteri, Cyprinodontiformes, Nothobranchiidae. Gene Ontology annotation, cellular component: endoplasmic reticulum. Gene Ontology annotation, molecular function: L-ascorbic acid binding; iron ion binding; procollagen-proline 4-dioxygenase activity. Gene Ontology annotation, biological process: peptidyl-proline hydroxylation to 4-hydroxy-L-proline. The record is from RefSeq and is a predicted model, not a curated record.